GCAGUAAGUCCCUUCAGCCAAAUGAAUCUAGCCAUACGGCUUUUCACGACGCCAUCAGAAUUACUUGACGGUAUCUUGGUUGGUUUCACGACUGUACGCCUGCCAUUCUAUAGUAAAUAGUCUGCUGUUAUUUAACUUACUUAUUAACGUUUUUCAUUUAAGGCUAGUGAAUUCGAGGGGUGAUUUAAAAGUCAAGUGAGAGUGCUCAAAGUGCUUUUUUUUGGGUGUUUUGAAGUUGGUGAAGGAGGAAGUUACAGUUGAUAUUGCUCCUGCCUUGCCCUACACUGAAUCAUGUUCUGCACUGUGAGAAGCUGAAGACAUAUUUUGGUAGUGUUGACAACAUCUGCAUCAUCUGAAGAUGUUUUCCCAGCGAGAACUGGUUCAGUGGCUCGGUUUUGCCCCCUUUGAAAUGUUUGUACAUUUGUUCUCUCUCUUGCUGUUCUCUGUUCUUUUAGCCCUGAAAGUUGAUAACUUUGUCUCCACUUUGGAGUGGUGGUAUGUCUUUACCCCUCUGUUUGCUGCAGAUGGCGUUAGUACUUACUUUACCACAAUUGUAUCAAUCCGUCUUUUCAGGGACAGUGAGAAGCGCCUUGCUGUGUUACGUCUGUUUUGGAUCCUUACAGUCCUCAGUCUAAAAUUUGUAUUUGAGAUGCUUCUUUGUCAGAAACUGGUCGAGCAGGCCAAAGAAUUGUGGUAUGGACUUAUUGUGUCCCCUAUAUUCAUCCUGCUUCAGCUGCUUGUAAUCCGAGCAUGCAGAGUAAACUGAAUUAAUGUCUCUGACGUGGGGUUGAACAACCUUGUUUUUACGAACUAGUAUGUGAUGAUGCAAACAUCCAUACAGCAUGAGAACGGUUGUAUAGCUACAAUUGAGGAAAUUCCGGCUGUAAUCCCGGUCUCUUUUUUUCCUGUGAGUUUGAGAAGUGUGAUUUGGACCUUUGAGAGCAAAUGCAAUUGGAACUUAAAUACUACUGGAGUACUUAUAUCGGUACUUGUAAGAAAACUUUGGAGGUAUGGAAUUUCCUCGUAUAAACCAGGUUAUAAAGAACUAGGUGCAAGAUCUACUUCUCUCUCUCUAUUAUUGGACAAGUCACCAAGUUACUGAAAGAGUAAGACUUGAAUGGUUCUAAUGCUGAACUGACAGUACUAGAAAGAAGAGGCACAAAGUCAAGUAGUGCAUUGUUAAGAUUUGACAUGAAAGUACUUCAUGAACUGUAUCUAAAGGACAUACAUUUUCCAAAUGUUAUCUUAAAUAUGUUUGCAUAUUUUUGUUUUUUAAUGUAAAUAUUAAAGAACUUCAAGCUACCAAUUUCA
This is a messenger RNA of Protopterus annectens (West African lungfish), 1311 nucleotides long. It is a transcript of the gene TMEM203, whose product is annotated as transmembrane protein 203. Gene Ontology annotation, biological process: intracellular calcium ion homeostasis. Gene Ontology annotation, cellular component: endoplasmic reticulum. The transcript has 2 exons. Bases 359 to 766 code for a protein of 135 amino acids. The record is from RefSeq and is a predicted model, not a curated record. NCBI's taxonomy places the organism in Eukaryota, Metazoa, Chordata, Ceratodontiformes, Protopteridae.